Molecule: messenger RNA, 1497 nt
Organism: Aspergillus mulundensis
Lineage: Eukaryota; Fungi; Ascomycota; Eurotiomycetes; Eurotiales; Aspergillaceae
Exons: 4
Coding region: 1-1497 (498 amino acids)
Molecular function (GO): protein binding
Source: RefSeq, a predicted model, not a curated record
AUGCCGAAGCCAAAGUCCUUUCUCAAGGAUGCUAAGUCCAAGAAGAAGUCCGGUCAGCAGCAGGCCCCUCGAACGGCGGAUGAAUUCCUAGCUGUUGGUGUCGAGCAAGAAGAGGCAGGCGAGAAAUGGCGCGCUGGUGACGCUGCGAAAUCCCUACGGUUUUUUAUGCGCGCCAUUGCGACUUACGACGAGGGGCUACAGAGGCAUCCUUCUGCGUUUGAUUUAGCGUACAAUAAGGCGAGAGUCCAGUAUGAGAUCACGCAGCACCCACGAUUAUCCGCGCAACUGUCAACUCCGCUAGGAGAAGCCCUGACCGUAGCGCUGCAAUCCCACCGGGAGGCUCUGGUACUGGAACAGGACAAUGCGGAUGCGCUAUUCAACACGGCGCAGGUGCUCACGAGUCUUGCCGAGAUAAUUACCGAUACAAAACGCCCGGUUGAAGAACUACUUAACCAAGCAGUCAGAUUCCUACAGGAAGCAAUCGAGCUUUUCCAGCGGUGCCUUGUGCUUCAGGAACUGAAAUACACCGAGAUGCAGGAACAAAUUAAGCAGAUGGAGUAUGGCGAGAUAGGGCAGACGGAGCAGAUGCAAGAACCAGACCAGAUGCAAGAGUCUCCGGAUGUUGAGCCGAAGGAGUCGGAGCAGGAGCAAUGGGCUGCGGUUGUCGAGCCAGUGACACAGGAUACACUUGUGGAUACUGCCAUCGCGCAACUAGACGCUCUCUCGACACUGUGCAACCUCCUAGCGUACGACCCGGGCGUUGGGCUAAACUGGGUCGAGGAGUAUUCUACCGAUUUACUCCAAAAAAAGGUCGCCACACUCGUCGAAGGCUCAAACCGGCACUAUGAGGCGAAUCUGUCCCGAGCAAGAUUUAACGCUGCGCUGAACGAAGUCCUAUACCGUAGCGGGCGAACAGAUGUCGAGACAUAUCACGGGGCUGUGGUAUCUUCAUUCGCGGAUUUGAAUGUCUCAGCGGAUCCCGAAGGGCUGUGUGCAAAAGCUGAUGCGCUGGUAUCAUUCAACACGGCUACCGCAGAACAGCCGCCUUCUCACAGCGAAGAAGUCUUCAAGCAGUCCCUUGGCCUCAGAUGGCAGGUGUUAUCUACCGCCCUGGACGCCUUAACCAAAGCGUCCAAACUGCCCGAUGCCGAAAACCUGCCCAAGAUUCACCUAGCGAGAGGCGACGCCGAACUGAGCAGGUGGAGACUUGGUUUCGCACCGUGGGAGCAUGCUAUGGCCCAGCAACACGGGGCGACGCUCCUCAAGAACGCUCAAACCUACUAUCGAGGUGCCGCCGCACUGGCCCGCAGAGAUGGAGGUGUCGAUGAAGUGCGAGAUGGAACGUGCAAAGAGGCAAUCGCAGCCGCAAUUGAAGGCCAGAAGGAUAAACUUGCUCAGCUCAAGGCCGCGGCCCCAAAGGAGCUAUUGCAAGUUGCUGAGGACAUGGUGGAGGAAGGAUGGGUCAGCGGGCCUGACAUGGAGGCACUGUUGUCGUAG